ACACUUCCUCUUUAAAACGGGCACAGAAACAACCCCUUUCUUUAGCACAGCAACCCCAGGUUACACCAUGGCAACAGGGGCAGCGUACUCCACACCGGCACGUCCCCUACCCAGAAACACCCUCUCUGGAGGAGCUUUCAAGUUUAAAAAAUCCCCCAAGCACUGUUCCUGGAGGUGCACCGCCCUGAGUGCAGUGGGCGUGGCUGUCCUGCUGUCAAUCAUCCUCUGCUAUUGUAUAGCAAUGCACUUUUUCGGCCUCAACUGGCAACUUCAAGAAACAGAAAACCAACCCGCGUUUGAGAACGGAGAGGUGAAGGCUUUGCCCACUCAACCGAGCAUACUGACAGUACUCUCAGCUGACUAUGGCAGGAAUGGUGCGGCCCAUCAGGAAAACAGCUCCAUUGACACCGGGCAAGUGGAGGUGGGCAGGAGGGUCGGUCAGGGAAUACCGCCAGGGGUGUUCUGGCGCUCUCGGCUAGCUAUGGAACAGCCGCGCUUCCUCAAGUUCAACAUCUCUGUUCAGAAGAACGCACUGGUUGGGGUCUACGGGAGGAAGGGUAUCCCACCAUCUCACACACAGUAUGACUUUGUGGAGCUGCUGGAUGGCAGCAGACUCAUCGCCAAAGAGAGGCGGGCUUCCACGGAGCCGGAAGCCAGGGGGCAGAUGGAGCACCAGGUCAGCCUUCACCAAGCUGGCUUCAUCCAGUACCUGGACUCUGGGGUGUGGCAUCUGGCCUUCUACAAUGAUGGGAAGAGCCCGGAGACAGUAUCAUACAACACCAUCAUCCUAGAGUCAGUUAUGGAGUGCUCACACAACUGUUAUGGAAACGGUGAAUGUGUGUCGGGCUCAUGUCACUGUUUCCCAAGGUUCAGUGGACCAUACUGCUCAAGAGCUGCCUGUCCCAUCCUAUGCAGUGGCAACGGCCAGUACACAAGGGGGCGCUGUCAAUGCUACAGUGGAUGGAAGGGCACAGAGUGUGAUGUGCCUGCUACUCAGUGUGUGGACCCCCAAUGUGGCGGUCAUGGGAUCUGCAUGACGGGUAACUGUGUGUGCAAUGCCGGCCACAAGGGAAGCAACUGUCACCAAGUGGACUGUCUGGACCCGACCUGCUCGGGCCACGGAGCCUGCCACCACGGUGAAUGCCACUGUAACCCGGGCUGGGGCGGAAUGGACUGUGCAAUCCUGAGAAGCACGUGUCCUGAACAGUGCUCCAGCCACGGAACUUUCCACACCGAGACGGGAACCUGCAUCUGUGAGGCUAACUGGACAGGCUCCGACUGCUCUGUAGAGAUGUGCACGGUGGACUGCAGCCCCCACGGAGCAUGUGUCAGUGGGACGUGUCACUGUGAGGAAGGAUCGGCAGGCUCAGAGUGCAACCAGAGAGACUGUCACCAACGCUGUACAGAUCAUGGCGUCUGCCGAGAGGGCAAAUGUGACUGUCACCAGGGCUGGACAGGAGAGCACUGCACUAUUGAUGGGUGCCCUGGGCUGUGCAACAGCAACGGGAGGUGCAUUCUGGACCAAGCCGGGUGGCGCUGCAUCUGCCAAUCAGGAUGGAGAGGGCUAGGAUGUGAUGUUGCCACGGAGACCUUCUGCUCAGAUGGAAAGGACAACGAGAGGGAUGGACUAGUGGACUGCAUGGACCCAGACUGCUGUUCGCAGAGCUCCUGCCAGGGCCAGCCCUACUGCCGCGGAUCCCCAGAUCCCACAAGCAUCGUGAGCCAAGGUCAAGGCUCCUCCUCCACUCAGUCGGCCCUCAGAGGCUUCUACGAGCGCAUCAGCUUCCUGGUUGGGCAUGGCGGUAGUCACGUGAUACCUGGGGACAACCCUUUCAACAGCAGCCUGGCGUCAAUUAUCCGGGGUCAAGUACUGACGGGAGACGGGACGCCCCUCAUCGGCGUCAACGUGUCCUUCCGGGACUACCCUGAUUAUGGCUACACCGUGACACGCCAGGACGGGAUGUUUGACUUGUUGGCCAAUGGUGGUGCCUCGCUGACCCUGAGUUUGAAGCGUGAUCCUUUUCCCACACUGCACCGCACUGUUUGGUUGCCCUGGAAGGUGUUCCAUGUGAUGGACACGGUGAUGAUGAAGAGGGAGAACAACAACAUCCCCAGCUGUCACCUCAUUGGACUGCUCAGGCCCAGCCCCCUCAUCCUGGCCUCCCCCCUGUCCACCUUCUACAGGAGUUCUCCCAAGGACAGCCCCAUCAUCCCUGAGACCCAGGUCCUCCAUGAGGAGGUGGCCAUACCCGGAAGUGACCUCAAUCUGGUUUACUUGAGCUCCCGCACAUCCGGCUACAAGCCCAUCCUCAAAGUCCUCAUGACCCAAGAACGACUCCCGUUCGGACUAAUGAAGGUCCAUCUGAAGGUUGCUGUCAUGGGCAGAUUGUUCCAGAAAUCGUUACCUGCCUUUCCAGACCUUUCGUACACAUUCGUCUGGGACAAGACAGACGCCUACAACCAGAAGGUCUAUGGCUUGUCAGAGGCUAUAGUGUCUGUGGGAUAUGAGUAUGAAUCUUGCCUGGAUGUGAUCCUCUGGGAGAAGAGGACAGCCAUUUUACAAGGUUAUGAACUGGAUGCCUCUAACAUGGGGGGAUGGAUGUUGGACAAGCACCAUGUAUUGGACAUUCAAAAUGGUAUCCUCUACAAAGGCAGCGGUGAGAACCAGUUCAUCUCGCUGCAGCCGCCCGUCAUCUAUACAGUGAUGGGGAACGGUCGGCGCCGUAGCAUCUCGUGCCCCAGCUGCAACGGCCAGGCCUUGGGCAACAAGCUAUUGGCGCCCCUGGCCCUGGCGUGGGGCAUCGACGGCAGCCUUUACGUGGGCGAUUUCAACUACAUCCGACGCGUCUACCCGUCGGGCAACGUCACCAGCGUCAUGGAGCUCAGUAACAACCCUGCUCACCGCUAUUACCUGGCCACUGACCCGGUGACUGGGCAGCUGUAUGUGUCAGACACCUACUCACGGAGGAUCUACCGGCCCAAGGUCCUGACGGGGAUCAAGGAACUUCAGAGUAACGCGGAGGUGGUGGCAGGGACCGGGGAGCACUGUCUGCCAUUUGACGAGACCCACUGUGGGGAUGGGGCCAAGGCCACGGAGGCCCUGCUCACUGGGCCAAAAGGUAUCGCUGUGGACAAGAAUGGACUGAUAUACUUUGUGGACGGCACCACAAUCCGGAGAGUUGACCAACACGGCAUCAUAUCCACCCUCCUGGGCUCCAACGACCUCACGUCGGCACGCCCCCUUACCUGUGACAUCAGCAUGGAAAUCAAUCAGGUGCUCCUGGAGUGGCCCACCGACCUAGCGGUCAGCCCAAUGGAUAACUCCUUGUACAUCCUGGACAACAAUGUGGUCCUACGAAUCACUGAGAACGGCCAGGUCAGCAUUGCAGCGGGCCGGCCCACCCACUGCCCGUUGGCUGGGAUGGACCGCGGGGCAGCCGGAGGUCAAAGGGCAGCGCUGACGCCCCUGGAGUCCGCCGUUGCCAUCGCCGUGUCCUACUACGGUGUCAUUUUCGUCGCCGAAACCGACGAACGGAAGCUUAGUCGAAUCCGAACGAUAUCCAUCGACGGUGAAAUAACCCAUCUGGCAGGGUCGCCCUCUGACUGUGAUUGUAAGAACGACGUCAACUGCGACUGCUACCAGACCGGCGAGGGCUACGCUAAAGACGCUCGUCUCAACGUCCCAUCCUCUCUGGUUGUGGCGCCUGAUGGCACCCUGUACGUGGCAGACCUGGGCAACAUCCGCAUCCGGGCUGUCGGUAGGAAUGGACCCGUGUUGACCUCUAACACCAACACCUUUGAGGUGGCGUCGCCUGAUGCCCAGGAAGUGUAUGUCUUUGACGCUAAUGGUACCCACCAACACACCUCCAGCCUCCUGACGGGUGACUUUAAGUACACCUUCAGCUACAGCAUCGAGAACGACGUUACAGCUGUGACCGAUAGCAACGGGAACACCCUGAGGAUCCGCCGAGACCCCAACCGCAUGCCCGUGCGCAUAGUCGCCCCGGACAACCAGGUCAUCUGGCUGAUCAUGGGAACCAACGGUGGGCUAAAGACCUUGACUGCUCAGGGCCAGGAACUGGUGCUACUCACCUACCAUGGUAACACUGGCCUACUGGCUACCAAGACCUCUGAAAUUGGCUGGACCACAUUCUACGAGUAUGACAGCGAAGGCAGGAUAAUGAACGUGACAUUCCCCACGGGAACAGUGAAAACCCUGUACACCGAAAUCUACAAGGCCUUGACUGUGGACAUUGAGAGCUCCUUGACUGAAGAGGAAAUUAGUAUUACCACCAAUACCUCCACCAUCCGUGCCUUCUAUACACUGGCUCAGGAUCAAUGUAGAAGCAGUUAUCAGGUGGGCUAUGAUAACUCUCUGAGGAUCACCUAUGCCAACGGAAUGGACACCCACUACCAGACUGAGCCCCACAUCCUGGCGGGCACUGCCAACCCCACAGUGGCACGGCGCAACAUGAGUUUGCCAGGGGAGAGUGGGCAGAACCUGGUUGAGUGGCGCUUCCGCAAGGAGCAGGCCAGGGGCAAAGUCAUCGUUUUUGGGCGCAAGCUAAGGGUGAACGGCCGGAACAUUCUGUCGGUUGAUUACGACCGUACGCUGAGGACGGAGAAGAUAUAUGACGACCACAGGAAGUUCCUGCUGAAGAUUAUCUAUGAUGCCACUGGCCACCCUGUGCUGUGGGUGCCCAGCAGUAAGAUGCUGCCCGUGAACGUCAGCCUGAGCAGCAAUGGACAGAUCAAUGCCCUCCAGAGGGGGCCGACCACGGAGCGGUUGGAGUACGACAGUCAGGGACGCCUCGUGUCCAGAGUGUUUGCUGACGGGAAGAGGUGGAGUUACACAUAUCUGGACAAGUCGAUGGUGCUCCUGCUCCACAGCCAGCGUCAGUACAUCUUUGACUUUGACUCUCAGGAUCGGCUAUCUGCAGUCACCAUGCCCAGUGUGGCACGCUACACCAUGCAGACGGUCCGCUCGGUGGGCUACUACCGCAACCUCUUUCACCCACCCGACAGCAAUGCCUCUGUUGCUGUGGACUACAGCGAGGACGGCCUCCUCCAGCGAGUGGCGCACUUGGGCACGGGACGCCAGGUCCUCUACAAGUAUCGGCGACAGAACAAGCUAGCUGAAGUCCUGUAUGACAUCACACGGGUCAGCUUCACCUAUGACGAGAUGGCGGGCGUGCUAAAGACGGUCAACCUGCAGAACGAGGGUUUUAUAUGUUCGAUCCGCUAUCGUCAAGUGGGCCCCUUGGUGGACCGGCAGAUCUUCCGCUUCAGCGAGGACGGCAUGGUCAACGCCCGCUUCGACUACACCUAUGACAGCAGCCUGCGCAUUACUAGCGUGCAGGGUGUCAUCAAUGAGACCCCACUGCCCAUCGACCUCUACCAGUUCGACGACAUAUCCGGCAAAGUCGAGCAGUUCGGCAAGUUCGGCGUCAUCUACUAUGACAUCAACCAGAUCAUUUCCACGGCUGUUAUGACCUACACAAAGCACUUUGACGCCCACGGACGGAUCAAGGAGAUUCAGUACGAGAUCUUCCGAUCCCUCAUGUACUGGAUCACUUUCCAGUACGACGACGUGGGGCGAUGUACCAAGAGGGAGAUCAAGAUUGGACCGUUUGCCAACACCACCAAGUACGGCUACGAGUAUGAUGUGGAUGGCCAGCUCCAGACAGUCUACCUCAAUGACAAGGUCAUGUGGCGCUACACCUAUGACCUGAAUGGCAACCUCCACCUACUGAACCCAGGUAACGGUGCCCGCCUGCUCCCCCUGCGCUACGAUCUCCGCGACCGCAUCACCCGCCUGGGAGACGUACAGUACCGCAUGGACGAGGAUGGCUUCCUCCGCCAGCGAGGCUCUGAGAUCUUUGAGUACAACUCCAAAGGACUCCUGGCGCGCGUCUAUAGCAAGAGCAACAGCUGGAUCAUCCAGUACCGCUACGACGGCCUGGGCCGAAGGGUGUCCACCAAGGCCAGCCUAGGGCAGCACCUGCAAUACUUCUACGCAGACCUGAGCUACCCCAGCAGAAUCACCCACGUCUACAAUCACUCCAGCUCUGAGAUCACCUCAAUGUACUAUGACCUGCAGGGCCACCUGUUUGCCCAGGAGAUCAGCAGCGGAGAGGAGUACUACAUCGCCUGUGACAACACCGGAACCCCUCUUGCCGUAUUCACCAGCAACGGCCUCCUGAUCAAGCAGGUCCAGUACACGGCGUACGGGGAGAUCUACUUUGACUCCAACCCGGACUUUCAACUGUUGCUGGGGUUCCACGGGGGACUCUAUGAUCCGCUGACCAAAUUGUUGCAUUUUGGUGAGAGGGACUAUGACAUUAUGCCCGGCAGGUGGACUGUGCCUGACAUCAGCACGUGGAAACGAGUGGGGAAAGAGCCAGGUCCUUUUAAUCUCUAUAUGUUCAGAAACAACAACCCCAUCAGCAAAGUACAUGAAGUGAGAGAAUAUGUGGCAGAUGUGAAUAGCUGGCUAGUGACCUUUGGGUUCCAUCUACACAACACCAUUCCUGGCUUCCCAGUCCCAAAGUUUGACCUGACCCACCCCUCCUAUGAACUGAAGAAGAGCCAGCUUUGGGACGAUCUACCGUCCAUCUCUGGGGUCCAGCAGGAAGUUACCAGACAAGCGCAUGCCCUCCUGUCAUUUGAGCGGCUGCCAGAGGUCCAUGCGGGCCGAGGCCGUCGAGGUGAGAAGCCCUGGUUCUGGUUUUCAGCCGCCCAGUCCCCUAUCGGGAGGGCUGUCAUGUUCUCCAUCUACAAGGGCACUGCCCACACUCACACGCUCAAUGUGGCCAACGAGGACUGCAUCAAGGUGGCCACAGUCCUCAACAAUGCCUUCUACCUGGAAAACCUGCACUUCACCGUGGAAGGCCGUGACACUCACUACUUCGUCAAGCCGGGCCUGCCUGACGGUGAUCUUGCUGCGCUGCGCCUCACCAGCGGCCAUAAGACCCUGGAGAAUGGCGUCAACGUCAGCGUGUCCCAGUCCACCACGGUCAUGGACAGCCGGACGCGUCGCUUCGCAGACGUGGAGUUGGGUCGUGGGCCACUAGCGCUGCACGUGCGCUAUGGCUCCACGGUGGAUGAGGAAAAGGCCCGCGUGCUUGAGUUGACCCGCCAGAGGGCCUUAGUGAGUGCCUGGGCCAACGAACAGCAGAGGGUGGGCGACGGCGAGGAGGGCGUCCGCCCAUGGACGGAGGGAGAGAAGAGGCAGCUUCUGAGCAGUGGGAAAGUGCAGGGGUACGACGGGUAUUACGUACUUUCCAUCGAGCUAUACCCGGAGUUAGCGGACAGUGCGAAAAACAUUCAGUUCCUACGGCAAAGUGAAAUAGGGAAAAGGUAACAAACUGCUGUGCACUCGCUGCCAAAAAUACGUUGAACGUCCUGCUUCAAUAGAGGAGUGGUGAUGGUAGGAACGAAAGCAACAAUAGUGGCAUGGCCAAAGAGCACUAUGGCUAUGUCCGAGUAAGUGUGUGUUUUUGAAAAAUCAUAUGGGAUCCAAAGCAAUGCUGUGCAAUGCUGUUUAACAGGGGACUACUACAGAGUAAAUGUACAACUACGCCAAGCCUUAUAUGGGCAGUGACAAAAUGUACCUCUGUAGCACAAUUUCUGAUUGGACUAUGAGCUCUCAACCAGGAGCCAGGAGAAAUAGAGGUGUUUUGGGCAAAAGUUAAAUACUAUUAUUUAAAUUUUUGUAUUUACAAAAUGUUGUCUGCUUAAAAUUAAAAGAAAGUAUUUAAAGGUGAAAUUAAAUGUUUACAUACAGUGCACAUAUCUGGAAAUGUCCAUUACCAGAUGUUUGUCUUAAAGUAACUGUCCAGUACAAAUCCCACUUUUAAAAUGCAUAUUCUGUUAACUCAUACCCAAAUAAUGUUCUUGACUCGUCCUAUAUUAGUAUUUGUGCCGAAAGCAUAAAUUAGAGAAAAAACACUUAAAAACCCCACCUCGAACUUGUAUCUCAAACAGACCGUUUACAAAAUACUUACUAUUUCCUCAUAGAGUAUGGUGUCAGCGGUCUAGAGGAGAAUGAGCUACUCGCAUGAAUGUUUUUAAUGACUUGUAUAUGCCCACACCAUUUUGUUGCAGUAUGCCUACACCAUUCCAACACAGAAAAACUGCUUUUUAACAUAUUGUAAGUCGUAUAGGUCAUAUUUCAUAAAAAUCUGGAUAAAAAAUAAAUACAUAUUAUUCAAGCUUUAUUUAACUAGGCAAGUCAGUUAAUAACAAAUUCUUAUUUACAAUGAUAGCCUACUGGAAACAAUGGACAUUUACUUUAAAUCAAUGACCUUUCAUUUUGCGGUUCCUCUCACUCAUGACCAUCACACCUACAGUACAUGCCGGAAUUGAGAAGCAAUGCUUUUGAUAAACUCAUGCCUAUUCCCCUUUGGUUGACUUUUUUUUAAAGACAUCGUAACCACUUACAUGUUUUAAUACACAAAAUAUUUGUUUUGCGAAUCAGACUUUGUCUUGGUUUUGGGAUCAGGGCAAAAGGUAUGAAGUAAGUACAAGACUGGAUCAGAUACGAGUCUCGUCUGAGCACAGUAACACCGUGUUUAGUCAAUUCUGCAAUAAUUGUAUUGUUUUGUAUUCAGUAGUUAGGUUUCCAUCCAAUUGGCAACAGAUUUUCAUGCGAAUAUUCCAAAAUCUGCAUAAAGCAAAUUUUCUCACCAGUGGUGUUUUUCCACCAAGAUGACUUGUUGAGGAUAAAAAAUCUGUGCGCGAUGACGUAGUGCACAUAAUGUACUUUUUCGCUUAAGUUUUCAUGUACCAAAUAAAAAUAUGUUGUUCAAUGUGUUUCCAUCGCAUUUUGUCACAAACUGUUGCGUUAAAUAGCAAAUGAGCCCACUCUGGUCUUGGCAAGUAGUAGGCUCUGUAGGUAGUUUAGUCUACAUGAUGAGAUUAUUUUGGGUAAGAGCAAGAAUAUCUUUAUUUGUCAAAUGGCAGUCAAGCAUCGAUCAUCAUCACUCCAUCUAUUGGAAAGGAGUGUCAAGCUCAUAACGUGCACUUUCACGACCAUGUGAAGUUCAUCGUUAUUUAUUUCAUAUGUAGCCUAAUAAACUGCAGGGUUUCCCAAGUCGUAAUGGAAGGACCACACACCAUUGCAUUGUUUGACUCCAAGUUUACUUCAUUGUGACUGUUAUUAUAUCAAUAUUUGUGCAUAUUUCCACUGCCACUUCUCACAUAAUUAAUUUUAACGACAAAUGUCGAACCAACAAUUAUCAG
This is a messenger RNA of Oncorhynchus nerka (sockeye salmon), 9243 nucleotides long. Its product is annotated as teneurin-3-like. Gene Ontology annotation, molecular function: protein homodimerization activity; cell adhesion molecule binding; protein heterodimerization activity. Gene Ontology annotation, cellular component: neuron projection; membrane. Bases 68 to 7363 code for a protein of 2431 amino acids. NCBI's taxonomy places the organism in Eukaryota, Metazoa, Chordata, Actinopteri, Salmoniformes, Salmonidae. Gene Ontology annotation, biological process: signal transduction; neuron development; heterophilic cell-cell adhesion. The record is from RefSeq and is a predicted model, not a curated record. The transcript is spliced from 24 exons.